Messenger RNA from Umbelopsis ramanniana AG, 1374 nucleotides. RefSeq lists its product as uncharacterized. The coding region runs from base 19 to 1041 and encodes 340 amino acids. Lineage: Eukaryota; Fungi; Mucoromycota; Umbelopsidomycetes; Umbelopsidales; Umbelopsidaceae. The transcript has 4 exons. The record is from RefSeq and is a predicted model, not a curated record.
UUUACUUUUUAUUGCUGCAUGGAAUCACAGAAGGAAGCACCCAUUACAACGUUAUAUCAAUUAGCCUCGGAACUCGCGCACAUGCGACAACGGCAAGCGAAGGAAAUGGCGGAAUUUCUUCGACGUAUAAAUCCUGCAGUCUUUGCCAGUCAAGAUCGCGAGGAGAUCAUGCAGCCUAUGAUGCUUGGAAUGCUUGAAAAGCAGCAGCAAACCCAUCAAUUAUUGACACUGCUAAAUGUAGCUUGUCCUGUCACAAACAAAGAAGGCGAUGAUAUACUUCUCGGCCUAUAUCGGCCCUGGCUGGAGGACGUUGAUGAGAGAGUAGAAGCAAAGGCCAAAGAAGUCAAGAAAACGAUACAAACUGCCAGUCAGGACCUGACGACGGAAACUCCGAAAGGGAGAGGAAGAGGGCCAUGGACGGUUAGGGAAAUAGCUAUACUCCACGCUUUAUAUCCCAUUCUUGGCCACGACCAUGAAGCGUAUGAGUCAGUUCUACCAAAUAGAUCAGCGACAAGCAUUGCAAGUAAAAUAGAGAAAGAAUAUCUUAAGGGCCAUCUGCCAAAGCACGAUGCACGUGCACAAUACAAACGACCUCAGAGCAUCGACUCCGAAAUUACUAGAGCAACUACUGACUAUUGGGCGUCGAUCAAGGACACCAUAACGCAACCUACUUCAUCAGAACUUGUUGAUUCGGCAGAGUUCACGGCUGUACGUAGCACACCAAUGCCGACUAUAAAGAAGACGUCUCGCCCAGUUGGUCGCCCAAAGAAAUCGGACAGUAGCGGUGGCGAAAACAAGGUAUCUCGUGCAGUUCCGGACCAUGCAGGGAAGAGGACUGCAGGGGAUGAAGAAGGUAAUGAUUCCGAGAUAACGCCUAGCCAGAAACGAACUCGUCGUCCGAGAGCGACGAAGGAUCGGGCGAUAGAUGCUAUCAAGGAUACGAUUGAAUCGAUGCGGAAGCCCUUCUCGGAUCUGGGUUCAACUCCUUCAAGUCCACCCUCUGCUGUUACCAGCGAGGCACAAUAUUCCAUUGAUUCCUAAAAAGCCAAUCAACACACAAAGACCAACAACCUUGCCAAUUGAAAGAUUGGCGUUCUAAGUUAAUAUUUAGCUGUUGAGGAUAUCGGACUCAAUAUGCAAACAAAACAAACGACUGAGAAGUCAACAGAUGCUGGCGUAUUACGCGGUUGCAUUAUUGCCAGUAUAAUGCCAUGAUAUGAUUCUUGGUUUAAGUAAUAGAAGGGUUUCAACAUUGUAUAUAAGUCAUAAGAAUCAACGCAUAUGCAUAUUAGAAUGUGUAGCGCUCGUUAAAAGCUCGUCUUUUUUAUUACCAGUACAUAAAUUCCAAAUAGACAUGGCACAUUUGUAACCCUA